CUUCACACUCUUCCAAGAUAACUGCCUGAAGUUUAUUCUGAACUUUUAUAGACUGGUAAUGUUUUAAACAGUGCAGAAGGUUUUAAUCUAACACAAGUUGUGUGCUGUCUUUCAUCUUAUUUUAGUAAUUGUUUUCACAGCAGAACAGACAGGAUGUAUUUUUCCUUUUUUACUAGCAGCUGAGUUAUUUAUUUGAGAAAGUUGUUUUCCUCAGUGUUUUGUUUCCCAGCUGUGUUUUAAGAUGAGUAAACAGACUCCAACGCUAUUUAACACCCAUAUGAAGCGGGUUAUGGGUGCCGUGCCGGACUGUUAGCUGGAGGACUGACUUUAUUUUCUGACUCGUUUCCUGAUGAGCUUCCUCAUUAGCGCUGAGCUAAUCUUCCCGUGCGCAUGGAGCUCUCCGCUCGGACACACGGUUGAGCUCGGGGCAGGUGCGCGCUCUCACACAGCACACUCACACUCAUACACACAGUACAGUCAUGGACACGAGACGGAGCAAAAAGGAAAGAAUUAAACAGAACCUGUUCGGGUUUAAUAGCUGCACGCUGGGUGUUUACUUAAAGAAGGGAGCGGCCUGUGACUAAUAUCAGAUACUGCAUGAGAUGAGUCAGAGGACAUUCCUUGAGGUCAUAGGUUCCUUCCUAUUUCAACAAUGUCAAGAAUAGCGUGGUAUCAAGAAAAGAUUGGCGCUUACGACCAGCAGAUAUGGGAGAAAUCGCUGGAACAGGCUGAACUGAAGGGCAUUAGAAAUAAGCCGAAGAAAACCGGUCACAUCAAACCCGACCUCAUAGAUGUCGACCUGGUGAGAGGCUCCACGUUUAGCAAGGCUAAGCCAGAGAGCCCAUGGACUGCUCUGACUCGUAAAGGCAUGGUUAGGGUCCUCUUCUACCCAUUCUUCUUCAGGUGGUGGAUUCAGGUCACGUCCAAAUUCAUUGCCACGUCGAUUCUGGUUAUGUACGCCUUGCAAGUGGCUGCUGCUCUGUUGUUUAUCGAGGUGCCAGCAGCCACAGUCAGCGAGGUACUGGGUCCGAUGUGCCUGAUGAUGUUAUUAGGAACAGUGCACUGCCAGAUAGUGUCCACGGAGUCAUCCAGGAACUCUGAGGGCGGCCUAAUGGCCAGCAUGAUUCCCACUACCACUGUGAAAAUGAGCCCUCCUCGAAAGAAAAGACAAAGGAAGUUUAAAAAAGUUAAAAGAUCAGAUAAGAUGGAGAAAGAAGCCGCAGAGAUCAAGCCGUGGCAAGACAAGGAGAGCAAGCAGUUCUGCAGGUCACAGAUGGAUCGGAAUUCCCAAAGGAAGUCUGUGGAUGGGCGGUCUGAAGAGUUUUCCAGUGAAGAAGAGGAAGUUGAGGUAGCAGGGCAACCGACAGACAGACUCGGCCCGAGUCAACAGACCACACUUGCUCCUAGACUCAGGAAGAGGCUUCAGAAUGCCACGAAGUCUGCAGCGACGACAAAGCAUCAGCGGGCACCUGAUGAUGGCAUCGCCACAGCAACGCCUCAGGUAGUGAAGCAGGCACAACCCUCUGAGGAUUCUCGGCCUGCCUCUGACUCGGACGACAUGCUGUGGGAGGAGUUUCUUCAGGGUUCUGACACUGCCUCGUCAGCCAGCAGUGAGAGUGGGGAUGAGGGGCUUCAGAGUCAUAACCACACCGUGCCUCCACCCGUCGUCCUCAGCAGUGAUGAGGACCAGGCUUUCUCACAGCACCAGUUAUCAUGGCUUCAGGCCUGCCACCCUUCUAAAGACCGGGUGAGUGCCAUUAUCUGGGAACAGGGUGAGUGCAAGAAGGCUGAUAUGUCCGUGUUGGAGAUCAGCAGCAUCAUCCUUACACAGGUAAAGUUGGUUGAACAGGGAAUGGGUUACCUGGUCUUUGGAGGGCUGGUCACAGCCACGUUGGCCCUGCUCCCUUUCUGCUUUCGUUUGGCUCAGCAGCUUGACAUAACCUGUCUCAACUCCAUCACCCCCAAUGAACUGCUCAUCAUGGCUGCCGGGAAGCCUAGUGCCUACUCUCUGGCGUUCUUCCUCAUCACCAUUGUGGAAAGAGUCUUUCUCAGCGGGCUUUUUUUCUUCAUGAUGUGUGUUGCUGAAAGAACUUACAAACAGCGGCUCCUCUUCGCCAAACUCUUCAGUCAUAUCACGUCAGCACGCAAAGCCAAAAAGUCUGCAAUCCCUCACUUUAGGCUGAAGAAGGUGCAAAACAUCAAGAUGUGGCUUUCACUCCGAUCUUUCCUCAAGAGACGGGGGCCUCAGCGCUCAGUCGAUGUCAUUGUUUCUUCCAUAUUUCUUCUGGCGCUGUCCAUCGCAUUCACCAUCUGUGCUCAGGUGCUGAACAACCACCGAACGUUCCUGGAGUGGGAGUGUAACUGGGAGCUGCUGGUUUGGGGUACCGCUCACCUUAUCUUCCUGCUGCGGCUGGCCACGCUCGGGGCUGAGAUAAACCACAAGUACAGCAACACUUCUGUGCUGCUCACUGAGCAGAUUAACUUGUAUCUGAAGAUGGAAAAGAAACCAGAGAAGAAGGACGAUCUAUGCAUCGUCAACAACGUGCUGAAACUGGCCACGAAAUUACUGAAAGAGCUAGACACACCGUUCCGUUUGUUAGGUUUGACCGUAAACCCCCUGAUCUAUAACAUUACCAGAGUGGUCAUCCUGUCUGCUGUCUCUGCAGUGAUCAGCGACCUGCUGGGAUUCAAUAUCAGACUCUGGAAGAUCAAACCGUGAUGUGACCCUCCUAGACCCUGUGCUCUGUGCUGCUAGAGGACCAAUCACUCUUACAUAUGUGCAAAUCUACUGUCUAAACCAACACUUUUCUUUGUAAAUCUUCAAAUCUAAAAUGAGCUUAAUUCUGGCUGCAUGCAUUUAUCACGUUCAGUUCCCUGGCUCAGGUUCCUGCACUUUAAAAAAUUUACUUUAAAAAAAUUAUUUAUUUCUUGCAACUAACAAAAUGACCAAAUUAAUGACAAAGGCGAUGCACGUUCCAGUGGCUUAGUUAAACUGAAUGAGAAUUCCAUGCAUUCCAGGCUGAUGCUAAAUGAAGCUUAGUAUUCUCUCCUGGAUUCUUAACUGAUUAACUGAUUGAUUUAUUACAGCUUUUUUUUUUUUUACCCUUUAAGUAUUUGUGUUUGUUUGUUUGUUUGUGUUUUUAGCCAGAAUUGGAAUGAUUAGUGAUGGGAUAGUUAUAUUGAUUAAUUUUGUUUAUAUUUCCGCACAUGAUCUCUUGAUGUUAUGGGAAAUUUUUAAAGUGCUUGUGUAUUCAUACAAACUGGCUUGAUCUGAGGUCUGAAUUCUAUGUAAGUCUUAUUCUUAAGCAAUACUGCCUGCUUAAACUCGAACAUCACACCUUUACAUAAAACCACUAAGUGCUUUAUGACUGUAUUAUAAAGAAUGUCUUAGACAAUGUGAGCUAUUUAUGGGAUAUAAGCAAUCAUCAUUAGAAAGAAGUGUGAAAAACGUUUAAGGGCUUACUGUAUGAAAGAAUUCUGCUAUCUCCCUAUAAAUGCUUUUGAUUUAAGUCAUAUUAAAUAUGCUUCAUAAGUAGUAUUGAGACCUGAUUUUGUAUUAUACUAUACAGUAUAGUCCUGUUUGUUUUAUCCCUGUGCUUUUUAAACUACAUAAACCGACUUCACUACUGUUCUUCCUACUGUGAAUAAUUUUUAUGUACACUAGAUGCCGAAAGUGCGGGAGCAAUGAUAACUUUGUUCUAUUCACUUUUUUUGGGGCAAGAAACUACAACUAUCUAACUUUGCUUCUUUUACAUUUGAAAUUUCAAGUUUUAUUGAUGCCUUAAUCCUGUACACAUGAUUGUCCCCUCCAGAUCCUCUUGGAGCCCUGUUAAUUGUUGCGUUAAUGAGGAAUUUGCACUGUCCGAAAUAAUAAUAAAAAAGAAUGAUGUAUUA
This is a messenger RNA of Clarias gariepinus (North African catfish), 3894 nucleotides long. RefSeq names its product putative homeodomain transcription factor 1 (gene phtf1). The coding region runs from base 653 to 2719 and encodes 688 amino acids. Gene Ontology annotation, cellular component: endoplasmic reticulum. The transcript has 17 exons. The record is from RefSeq and is a predicted model, not a curated record. NCBI's taxonomy places the organism in Eukaryota, Metazoa, Chordata, Actinopteri, Siluriformes, Clariidae.